Messenger RNA from Mollisia scopiformis, 780 nucleotides. RefSeq names its product HET-domain-containing protein. The transcript is spliced from 2 exons. The annotation marks the transcript as partial. Lineage: Eukaryota; Fungi; Ascomycota; Leotiomycetes; Helotiales; Mollisiaceae. The record is from RefSeq and is a predicted model, not a curated record.
AUGUGGUUGAUCCAUACGCGAAGCCUCGAGCUCAAAUACUUCGUCGGAGACAACAUUCCACCUUAUGCAAUAUUGUACCAUACUUGGGGAGAUGAGGAGGUGACUUUCCAAGACUGGCAAGAUCUCGAAAAGGCGUCUCAGAAGAAAGGAUUCGCCAAAAUUCAAUCUGCUUGUGCUCAAGCGCUGGGAGAUAGGCUCUCCUACAUUUGGGUGGACACCAAUUGUAUCGACAAAUCCAGCAGUGCUGAGCUCUCUGAAGCAAUAAACUCCAUGUUCGCAUGGUACAGUGAUUCUCAGAUCUGUUACGUGUAUCUAGCUGAUGUCGAGGACCUGCAAAAAUUCUUAAGUUCAUUCUGUGGAAGUCGGUGGUUCACACGCGGUUGGACACUUCAAGAAUUACUUGCACCAAGGGCCAUACGUUUCUUGGCCCAAAAUUGGAAGCCAAUAGAAUGGCAGGGCUAUGCAUGCGACACAGUCAUGAAUCCUUGGGAACGCUCGCACAAAAGCCGUCAAAGGCUUAUACUACGAUUGUUGGCACAUAGAACUGGCAUUGAACUUAAAGCUAUCCUAUACUCUGAAAGUGUUAUGUCAUCUUCAAUUGUAGAGAGGAUGUCGUGGAUGAAGGGCCGCGAAACAACACGCGAAGAGGAUCUUUCCUACUGUUUGCUUGGUAUUUUCGAUAUAAAUAUGCCCUUGCUAUACGGAGAAGGCAGCAAAGCUUUCAUGAGGUUGCAGGAAGAGAUCAUCAAACAAUCGACGGAUCAAUCAUUGUUUGCUUGG